AAAAUAGAAUACCACAAAAUCAAAGCUUUAAACAGGAUAUAAUCAGGAUACCGUGAAGGUUACGGAUCGCUCUUUUGUAUCUUAUUUUGACCCAUUUCCAAAGAACCCGCCCAGGGCAGGUCGAUCGGGUUAUACAUGGGCGUGAAACAGGGAGACAGCGACACCAACAGGAAUAUGUCAGGGUCGGGACAAAUGGGAUACCAUCGUUUUAAAGGUCACAUUGGACAAGAAAACUACAGGAAACUCCAGAGAAGUUUAAAAGAUAUUAAGAAAAACCUCUCCGUGGAACAUGUAUUAGAUGAUUUGAUAAGCAACGAAGUAUUGUCUAUUGAAGAUGGCGAAGAAAUUCGUCUUAAGGGAACAAACCCGAAGAUGGCAGACGCGCUGAUACAGAAAAUAAUUCAUGUAGGGGAAGACGGAUUUCGCAUCUUUGUUGACGUUCUCCAGAAACAAGGAUACGGAUACCUCAUAGCACCUGAGUCACCUGGAGUCGUGCAGAUGUCCCCCACAGAAUCCUCAGAUAAUUCAGUCACGUUUCUGACACCGACUUCAUCCCACGUCUCUCACCACGUGCAUUUUCCAGACCAGCUACUACAGCAGCCCCAACAUCUCCACAGUCCUGACUGGUCAACAAAACAACCACAAGCCUCCUCAAUCCGUACAAAGCCUUCCGACCUUCCUCUAGAGACCAUGACUGUUGUGGACGGACCCUGUCUGGACAAGGGUGAAGAGGAUUAUGACGAAGUUGAAGACACGGAAUACAGCGAUUACAGAGUGGGAGACAAGACAGAGAACAUAAUUCUGGAUGAACCCAUACCCUUCAGAGGAAAUGCGUCCAAUUUUCAAGACUGGUAUCCUAUGGUGAGGAUGGACAGGCGCCUUCGGGAGUAUCCCGGAUGUCAUCCCGACGUAGACGAACGACAUAUCAAGCGCAUUGUCAGAGAAAACCUGGACAAGGACGGCCGUUACGUGAUCUGGUACAGCGCUAAACGAGAACUUCUGAUAGUCACCGUCAUAUGUAACUCAUCACCCAAAGGACGGUACCACUACAAAGUCAAGGCGCGGAAAUCGGAAGAAGGAAAUGACGUGCUUUACCGCUUCAGUUCAGAGAUGCAAACAAAGUCAGUGACAGAACUUUUGGACUAUGUUAAAGGAGAAGGUCUUCCACCUCCAGUUCAGAAACGCAGUCCCGUGAAAGGCAGCAGUGGGAAAUAACAGUGUGCGGACUUAUAGUGUUGGGGAUUGAUAGGAUGAAGUUACGUUCAAGAGAAUUUUUUCAUCAAAUAUAAUCAUACAUAUUUCUGUGAUGGUUGUGAAUGUCUUUCAUGAUUAAAUCUGUUUAUAGACACUUAA
Molecule: messenger RNA, 1353 nt
Organism: Ostrea edulis (European flat oyster)
Lineage: Eukaryota; Metazoa; Mollusca; Bivalvia; Ostreida; Ostreidae
Exons: 5
Coding region: 136-1215 (359 amino acids)
Biological process (GO): regulation of apoptotic process
Source: RefSeq, a predicted model, not a curated record